Messenger RNA from Coniophora puteana RWD-64-598 SS2, 667 nucleotides. RefSeq lists its product as uncharacterized. The record is from RefSeq and is a predicted model, not a curated record. The transcript has 4 exons. Lineage: Eukaryota; Fungi; Basidiomycota; Agaricomycetes; Boletales; Coniophoraceae. Bases 133 to 408 code for a protein of 91 amino acids.
AUUGAAUCGAUUACAUCUAACGAGACGGAGGUUGGCCUACCACGCGAUGAGAAGCUAGACGGGACUAUACUCCGUUUACUUCCGCGAUCUCGGUUUGAGCAAACGUUGUGCCUGAUAUUCGUGCACUGCUUGAUGGAGGCUCCAGUGUAUCAGCUUAGCAACGCGCCAGCAAGUGAAACGUCGCCUGGAGAUGCGUCGCUCGAUUGGCCAGAGACCAGUAGUGGCGCUGCCGCAUCUCCCGCUCCGUUCCGAGUGAAUCGUGGACAAGAGAAAACCUCCGCAAAUGCGGAUAAAUCAUGCGGGCACUGGUGGCGCACCAUGCAGUGUUUGCUCCAUGAGUAUAUGGAAAUACCUAGACGAAAUGUUUUGAACGCCAGGCCGAGUGGCGGACGGAGCCACGGAUGUUAAACCAGGGUGGUCUGUCGUCUACCGUAGUACGGUACAUCAAUGUGAUUCUUGAGAACGCUCAAGCUCUGCCUCCGGUAUCUUGGUCUGGAUCCAAAGCGAUACGCUAUUGUCGGACCCAUUCCUCGACAACGCCACCAUCACCAGCAUCAUUGUCCCGAACGACCGAACGUUCGAGGCCACGUUUUACUACCCCGAGGUGCAAACCGAUCUGAUACGCAGUCAAAAGAUGAGUAUAUGCGUGGUGGAAUAACGUAUAGAG